Molecule: messenger RNA, 2823 nt
Organism: Folsomia candida
Lineage: Eukaryota; Metazoa; Arthropoda; Collembola; Entomobryomorpha; Isotomidae
Exons: 7
Coding region: 647-1966 (439 amino acids)
Source: RefSeq, a predicted model, not a curated record
CACAAGCCUAAUUUAUCUAAGGAGGAAAAGUGAAUAUAAAUAUUGUUUAUAAAGCCUCCAGUCCGGGAUAAUAAUUUAUUUCCAAUUCAACAAGAUGAGAAAUUUUAACAAAACACUGCUUGUGAUUGUAUUUGCCGUGAUACUUUUCUGCUUUAUCUCAGUUACCAGUGGAGAUGCACAAAUUCUGAACACAAACGAUGGGGUUGAUCCAACGCUAUCACGACUGCAAAAAGCAAUAUCUUUGAGUUACCAAAACUUUCAAGGUGGAGAGUUCAAUUAUGAUUUGGUGAGAAAUUUUGGAGAUGGGGUGCGACUCUUUUUGAAUGUGGAUGACCCAAUUAACCUCCCCACUAUUGGGGUUUCACCAAACUUUCAAAUUAGAUGCGCCAAUCCCAGAUUAACAGAGCUGUUUGGCCCAACAACUAUAUGGUUAAAGGGUUAAGCACGGCAGUGCAAGGGUGUAUCGUGUCAAAUAUUCUGAAAACCUAGCCUGAUUACUGAAUCUUGCUCGUCCGACCCUACUAAUUUCUGAAUCGCACCCGCCUGAGCUGGCUAAUUUCUUACCUGAUCCGCUCGAACCUCGACUGAGUGCUUGGAGCAGGUUCGCUGUAAUCUGUAUGCGAGUAAAUUGCACGGCUUGUCGGACAUGAUUCACGACUUUAACAUAAAGUUUAUCAACAAUGAAGGGGAUUUUAUCGCAAAUCUAGCCAUCCAAGUGCCCUCGCUUUAUGUCACUGGAGAGUACAUGACGAACUUGACGCUUCUCGCCAAACAUGGGCUAACACCGGAUAUGUAUUUUCUAGGAAAUAGUUCUUACAACUCUACGAUUUCGUUUCUCGAAUUUGGAUUAGAAGUCGAGGGCAGAGCUUCUGCCUUCGAAAAUAUCUUUAUUCGAAGCGUCAAUCUUUCUUUCGACUAUGAAGACUUUGAUACCCAGUUUUCAAACCUCACCUUACAUUCCAUUGCUCGUUUUGCAACUUAUGAAUGGCGUCGCCAAAUUAUUAAAUUCUCUGAAGUUCCUAAAUAUUUCAAGUGGAAUUGGGUGCUCUUUAAUACUACUCUCGAUCUUCCAGCUAAAGCAAAUGAAAUUGGUCGAUGUCUAGUACAAAAUGUUUUCAGCGAAUGCACGCUGAUGGACCUAUUAGGUUCAGCGGAAUGCAUGAAACUUAAUAUUGACGAGGAAUGUUUAAGGACUGACAUUCUCGACGUUUACUUCCCACUCCAACCAGGAUCCAGCAUCAAGGAAAGUGACCAAAGGGUCAGGCGAUCCUCUUCCGAUUCCACUUUUUGCUUCAUUCCACCAACCUUCGGGGUGUCUACUUCAAACUUGAGACCUUUGGUCCAGCAAGUCGCAGCCAACUUUGGCGACCUGUUCUUAUCUGGGGAAGGAAUUUUUGGGCUACGACAGCAGAAUAUUUCUUCUCGUAAAGUACGUAACCUAUCGAAAGGACCGGCGGUUGAUCCUGCACUGAGCUUUCCAGACUCUGAAGUUCAAGUUAUGUGUACAUCGAUACAUGGUUCCGUUUUCGGCGGGUUGUUCAGAACCUGGGGAUCUGAAGUGAGAGGACACCAGAAUGGGAGGGAAAAUAUAAGCACUGAAUUCUUAGAUGAAAACGGCACGUUCGUAGUCAACUAUUCUGUCGAAUUCCCAGUCAUUUACUUGAGUGGGAACUAUGAGUCUGACUUAACCUUGUACACCAGUGCUGACGGUCAAAGGGAUCAAGGCGAGUGGAGUUAUAUUGGAGCGGGUCAAUAUAAUUGGACCAUGGAACCGGUCUGGAUUUUCGUUAAGGUAUUCGGAAGGGCACCAAUGGCUGACAAAAUGUCAGUUUCAAACGUAGAUUUCAGCAUAGGAAUUGAGCGUCCUCAACGGAGGGAAGGUCUAAAAUUUACCGCCUUGCAGAAUUUUUUAAUUUCAUUUAAAGGAAAUUUACCAUCUGGGUCGCGGGUGUGCCAGGGCAAGUAAAGUGUGUCCCAAGGCCUUUUCGCCAUGUGAGCCUCGUCCACUCACACCCCCCACCUGCGUGCCUGGUAACACCCCCUGCCACACCCGUCCCAGCAACGACAAGCUGAGCCAUCAGGCGAAGAUGGAUUCGCCGGACCAGUGCACAGGAGGAUCUACGCUUUGGAGGGACUCCCCAAGUAGGUUUUGUUUUGGUAUAUCGGGGUGGUGACCGUGGGGAGUGGUUGUUUGAAGAGUGGGGGAGGGGGUCGUGCAUGGCGGAGGGCAGCAUAGUCUGGUCUACGGGGGUCCCAUGACCUAGCUGUGUUGAGAUGGGGAAGGGGCAAGUGGGGGGGUCAUCGGCCCCGGCUUCCGUGGGGACGUGGGCAGAUCCCACGGUCCGUGGAUACCCCCCGCCCAACAACCUUCAACUGUCUGCUUCCGCAUGCAGACGCCACCCUCAUUUGGAUAUCACCAGCACCCCACGGAAUCCUCCUAUGUAUCACUGCCAUACAUUUUCCUACCUGGUGUCCAGUUUGGGCCGAAUGGUGUAUUGGGCCACCUUCCCAAUACAUGUAGAGGUUUUCCGAACUAUCGGUUUUCCCUCUACACCCUUGCUACUGCUGCUAUAUACAUAUUAUCAUUAGAUUGUAGCCUAAAAUAUUAUUAUGGUGUGUGAUUAGCCUUAUUGGGAUGCCGUGUGCUACUUGUGGAUCAUGCCCACAACUGAGCACACACUUUACUAAUUCUUAGAUUGUACAUUAUGAGAUGAAACUAUGUAUGUAAGUAGUUUGAAUGAGUUUGUAUAUGUAACGAAUGAAUGAUUAUGAUUGUAAGAGCUUGCGCUAUAUCAAUCUUGAAUAAACCUACCUACCUACCUA